CACAUUCUUAUCUCCCUUCAAUCCUACAAGAUAUUGACUGAGCCACCUCGGUCCCCACGCCGAUUGAUAAUGCAGCAAUCGAACAAAACCCCACACUCAAAGUCUCGCAAUGGGUGUAUCAGGUGCAAGGCAAGAAAGGUUAAAUGCGAUGAGCGGAAGCCUGCUUGCAUGCGCUGUGAGGAUCAAAACUAUGAGUGUCCAGGAUAUGCACUCAACGUGCGUUGGUCACAAAAGCACCAGACAAGGCCGAGCACCGGUGAGAGCUCUUUGCGACAAAGGAAGGCAAAGAGUCGGAUCAAUCCUUCUUCCAACUCGGUAGCCGAGGGUUUUCAUCAGAUGAACGGAUGGCUCGAUCCCCCAUCUCAACUAGACUUUCUAAUGCCAGCAGAGAUGUUCAGCGUUGAAAAUCUGUCGCAAGACCUCCUGGGAGCCGAAUCCUCGUCGCGGAUCGACGACAACAACAUACUCGACUCGCCUGGCGGGAACUUGACAGUUUGGACUCUCCCUGAAGACUCAGGGUCAACAUUCAGCAUCGAGGAACCAAUGGGAGUGAUUGGACAGCUCUUUGGUGAUUCUACGAGCCACCCAAUGUUGCAGUCUCAGAACCUAUCGCAGGAAGAGCAAUCUCUCGUCCAGUCUCGAUAUUCAUGCCCUGACCCGCACCGACGCUUGUCCAACACCCCAACCACUCUAUCUGAAUACUUCUUCCGAGAAGUUAUUACUCUUUACUGUUCUUGGGAUAGUGAACAAAACGUUAUGCGAAAUAUCAUAGAGAAAAUGUGGCAGUCUUCCGGCGUGCUCUAUCAUACCAUACAGAGCAUGGCUGCAGCAUGCUUAUCAAAGGACUUCCCGCACCUGCUACCGGUUGCUCGUGAGGAACGUUCACAGGCACUUCAGCUUGUGAAGAGUGGUCCUCAAGUGGUAGAGAAGCAGGUAAUGCUGCUCGCAUCCAUGCUUCUUGGUCACACCUCGAGCUGGCUAAGCCCUCACAACCUUGCAACCGAGACCUUUCGAGCAAGUCAAGACAUACUGGAUGAAAUUGCCACCGACAAUAGUGACAGCUCGGAGAUGUCCUUCUUCAGAGACACCAUGGACUAUUGGGCUAUGCUUUUGGUCUAUCUUACUGACAAGAACGAGCUGGGAGAGUACCAUCGAGAGGAACGAAUUGGACCAGCAAACUUGAUGAAACCUAUCGAACCACAUCCCUACUCUGGCAUUUCACAAGAUAUGGUGCGUGCACUGACCGAUACGGGGAUACUCAUCUUUCAAUAUCGGAAACAUAUGUCCACGAUGAAGUUCAUGACGGAAAGCGAUCUCGACGUGUUCAGAACUGCAUUACGUGAGGGCAGACGGCUGGAACGCACAUUUCUAGCACAUCAAGUGCCAAGCGCUGUCCACACCAAAAACCCUGGCGAUCCGAAGACACCACUGAAGCAUCUGGAGCUUAUGGAUGAAGCAUAUCGAUGUACAGGGUUGUUGCAGCUGUAUCGGGUUUUUCCCGAUCUUUUGAACGAACGAUACUCACCGUGGAGCAAGAAUCACAUUCUGCGCCCCUCACCAGCACACCAAGUGCCAACAAAGCAAGAAAGACAGCUGUGGCUUACACAGUUUGCUUUGCAUAUCCUUGGUAUCUUGGAAGAGAUUCCAUUUGAGUCAAGAACUCGCAGUGCUCAGCCGUUCGUUAUGGUUGCUAUAUCCGGUGAACUCAGGCAGACUUCUCGGAGUUUUUGUGGCUCUGAAGUCACCAUCACAGACCCGGGAAUCUUAAGCAUUGAUGGUAUAUCUAUCGAAGUGGCCCGUGCUCGGAAGUUUGUGAGAUCCCGGUUGUCGGCGUAUACACACAUUCUGCCCUUGCGAAAGAGCCAGGUUAUUCUGGAGCUCAUCAAUCAAGUCUGGUCGGCAAUUGAUGAUGGACAGGAGGAUGCUUACUGGUUGGAUAUUGCUUACGAGAAAAAAUUGGGCACGAUGAUGGGGUAGUGUACUUAGUAGUUGAAGGUUGUUGCGAGGUUCCAUAAUGCUAUUGACUAUUCUAUGUCGCUGUCCGA
Molecule: messenger RNA, 2045 nt
Organism: Fusarium verticillioides 7600
Lineage: Eukaryota; Fungi; Ascomycota; Sordariomycetes; Hypocreales; Nectriaceae
Exons: 2
Coding region: 70-1977 (635 amino acids)
Biological process (GO): positive regulation of transcription by RNA polymerase II
Cellular component (GO): nucleus
Molecular function (GO): transcription cis-regulatory region binding; DNA-binding transcription factor activity, RNA polymerase II-specific; zinc ion binding
Source: RefSeq, a predicted model, not a curated record